CAAGAAUAAACGCCCGCCGCGCCACAUUAAGAGUACAUAUGUUGGGGCUUAUACGACUUUCAAUAUCCUUGGCAUAAUAAUCUUAAAAUUACCGUAUCUGCGUUGUGUAAUAACAACAUAUAAUUCAGUCGCAUUUUUUUAUUUUCACCGUAAACAUCACUGUUAAGAUGAUAAGACAAUUGUUUUUGUUCGGGUUAAUUGCUGCGGCCACAGCCGAGAGAAAAGCUGUCGUUAGCAUUGUAGGGACAGACGUGAAGGGAUCAGUGUAUUUCACAGAGACGUCAGAUGGGAUUUUGAUUGAAGGCUCCAUUAGCGGACUCACACCCGGUAAACAUGGCUUCCAUAUCCAUGCAAUUGGAGACAUCACUGGAGGUUGUGCUUCCACUGGGGCUCACUUCAACCCCUACAAUGCCACUCACGGAGCACCAGAUGCUUCUGAACGUCAUGUAGGAGAUCUUGGAAAUAUCGAAGCUAACGCAACUGGAAUAGCUGAAAUUAAAUUUGUUGACAAAAUCAUUUCCCUCGAUGGCACCAAUAAUAUUCUUGGCAGAGGUGUUGUUGUUCAUCAAGAUGAGGAUGAUUUGGGAUUAGGAGGUGCUGAAGACUCAAAGACCACUGGGCAUGCAGGAGCUCGCGUCGGUUGUGGCGUAAUCGGAACUCUGAGCUCCACCAACACUGCGGGGAGCUAUACGCAUCCCAUGUUGCCAAUUAUUCUUUUGUUGGCUUUAUCAACUAUAUGGCGCCUAAUAGUGUGAUAUACAAAAAAGUCAAAAAGUCUGAACUUCGAGAUUAUUACAUAGGGACUAAAUCCAUAAGUGUUUAAUUAAAAUUUAAAUAAAUAAAAAAUAGUAUAAAUGA
Molecule: messenger RNA, 858 nt
Organism: Anthonomus grandis grandis
Lineage: Eukaryota; Metazoa; Arthropoda; Insecta; Coleoptera; Curculionidae
Exons: 6
Coding region: 168-755 (195 amino acids)
Biological process (GO): removal of superoxide radicals
Molecular function (GO): copper ion binding; superoxide dismutase activity
Source: RefSeq, a predicted model, not a curated record